AUGGGUCUGGCCCAGUGCUCUGCUGUGUGCAUGGGUACCCUGAAUCGUCCUACAUGUCAGUUCUUCCUCCCGAAACAGGCACAUCUCUCGUGUCUAACAAGAUUGAUCAGGUGGCGGCAUAUCGUUCCCCAGUUGAAAGACAAGAUCUCCCUCUUCAUCCCCGAACUGCCCGGCUAUGGGUUCUCAUCCCUCCCACCGAAAUCAGACAAACGCACAGUCGGCAAUCUUAUCUUCGAAGCCCUGCAGGAUGUCUUUGGCAAGGACCGACCAGUAAUAUACUGCGGCCAUGACCGCGGCGCUCGAGUCGGUCAUCGUCUUAUCGUCGACAACAACCCAGCGCACAACAUCAAGUCGGCGAUUCUCAUGGAUAUCGUUCCCACCCUCGAGCAGUUCCGCGCGUUUGCAAACCCGAAAGCGGUGAUCGAGCAAAUGGGCGGCGGCUACUGGACCGAAGCAAACCUCGCCCGCGUCAAAGGCGGCAACGAACAAGGCAUCGCCAGCUUCAAGAAAGACGGCGCCUGGGACCACUAUUGCUACCAGUUCUCCAUGCCUGACUGCAUCUCCGGCAGCUGUGCAGACUAUCAAGCUGGCGCCACGAUCGACGUCGAGGAGCAGGAAGCCGACCAGGAAGCUGGACGGAUGCUGAAGAUCCCGACGUUCGUGAUUUAUUCCGCUUCGAACCUUGGUCGUAUGCACGAUGUGCCGGAGGUGUGGGAGAAGUGGAACGACGGCGAGCUGAAGACAUACGGCGUGCCGGAUGGCUAUGGCCAUUUCCUUCCCGAAGAGUGUCCGGACAUCAUAGCGCAGAAGGUGAUUGAACGGAUCGAUGACGUCGGCAAGUGA
Molecule: messenger RNA, 843 nt
Organism: Saxophila tyrrhenica
Lineage: Eukaryota; Fungi; Ascomycota; Dothideomycetes; Mycosphaerellales; Extremaceae
Exons: 2
Coding region: 1-843 (280 amino acids)
Molecular function (GO): hydrolase activity
Source: RefSeq, a predicted model, not a curated record